CUCCUUCGCCCUCCUUCCCUUCUCCAGUGUUUACAUCCAGAGCUGGAGUAGGAGGAGGAGCUGGAGGCUCAGUGCCGGGGAAAAGGCUCUGGCAGCCGCGGCGACCUUGCGCCGCUGCCGCUCCUCCUCUCGAGUAAGCCGCGGGGAGAGCCAGGGAGCGCCGCCAUGAAGGGGCCUAUUUCAGAAGCACAGAUGGUGGAAAGCAACGCAGAGGCAGCUGCCGAAGAAGCACCUCCUUAUUUGCAGGAAGAACCUCCUCAAGAUCUUAGUAAAGACUGCCCACAGCCACAGUCUGGCAUGAUCUGGAGAGUGACAGGAGGCCUGUACAGCAUCACCCGAGGAGCCGUGGGGGCAACGCUGGGGGGAGUGGCUUGGGUUGGUAGCAAAGGCUUUGAACUCACCAAAACAGCAGUGACCAGCGUCCCUACAGCCAGCGUUGGAUUAGUCAAGGGCAGUGUCUCAGCAAUGACCAGUGGCGUGGGAGCUGUUGGCAGUGCAGUGGCCAGCAAAGUCCCUUUCCCCACAAAGAAGAAGGACAAGGCCGACUAGACCCUUCCUUUUGACAGAUCACUUAGUCCCUGACCUUCCUCACUGCAAUACCAUUUUGUUUUGGAUCACAAACACAGACCUCCUAGCCAUGGCUGAAGUUCAAUUUUUUAGCUUGGAGCCCACAGUCACAACUAACCACACUCAUGCACUAUCCCAUUUAGGAUAAGGUUACCAGAUUCUUUUUCAAUGAAUCCGGGGACACUUUUCAACUUCAAUGGAUUUUUUAUGGGGACUGAUUUGUAAAUCCGGGGACUGUCCCUGGGAAAUGGGGAAAUCUGGUAACCUUAACGUAGGAGAACUUUGUUCACCCCAUGAGAGGCUAUGUAGGAGCUUCAGUUGUGAGCAUUGUGCUCCAUCUGUUUGGACACACUAGACAGAAAACUCGAGCACAGAGCUGUUUCCCGGUAGGAGACACAGGUAUGAUUCUGGCAGGGUUGACCAAUGGUCACUUGCAGUUUCUUCUUUCCUUAAAGCCAUCAGUGAGAUGUGGGGUUGGGGAAGUGCUGAUGAGCAGAGGGGUCCACAUCCUUGGCUGAGAGAGACAUGAGGCAGCAAGAAAGGGGGUGACUAUCAGUGUAUUACAGUGCAUGACUGCAAACUAGCCAUGUGGCUCACUGAAGACAGCAUCCCCAUGCCCGGGCAUCUGGACAGUCAGCAGGUGUCUGAACCUGUGCAGGAUUGACAGAGCCAGCUCUUGCUACCUCCUUGCAACUCCCUCAGCAGCCACUAGUGGGAAUCUCCUGCCACAAUCCUUACUAGACACAUCAACAACUUUCAGUGGUAAAAUAAUUUCCAGGUUGCCAAUCUGGUCACCUAGUCCUGUUUUUUUGUAUUUAAUGGUUUGUAGUUCACUAGAGGUCUUUUAAAAAAAAACAAAAUAAAUGGGGAAGGGCUGUAUGGGACCUGUCCACGCAAAUGUAACCUGUAUGAAGCAGAGAUGCUGUGAAUAAGGGCAUCCAACCAUUCCACAGGUGCAACAGAGGAAAGAAUAUAUAUGUUUAUGAGGCACCAAGGCAACCAAGUUAUUGAGUGGCCUUGAAUAAAUAUAAAUCGUACUGCUGAUGAUGGUGAUAACAACAUCAAUUUUCUCCUCAUCUCUCUCACACAAGCCCACUUCUAUCCACAGGUACACCUAGUUAGAAUGAAAAAGGUUCCUUGUUUUAGAAUUACUUCUGCCUUUCCUGGCAUUGUAGGAUUUUAACUAUGUGCAAUAGAGAGAAAGAAUGUUUAUAGUGUGUUUUAUGAUCAUAUACAGUAAGCAUUGGAUCAGUUUUCUAAUAAUUAAAGCCAUGAAAACAGAGGUGUGACCCUGCCCAUAAAUAAUAUGCACAUUAUUCCUGACAAAUUCAGCAAUUUGUAAUUGAGGUUGUUCAAAUUUUGUUUUGGUUCAUUGACCAGGUAGGGAUACCAUCAACAUGAAAUGUUUUAGGCAAUGCUCGCUUAUACCCUUAGAAAGUGUAAGCCAUGCUCAUGUUUUAAACCCAUUCUUUCCCCCACUUCUACUUUGCCAGUUUGGCCAGUGACCAAACUUUGCUCCUGCAGUCCUUAAGCUGUUUGUGCAGAAGUCAAUCCAUGUGACUUCAAUGGGACUUACCUCCAGUUAUGUGUCCUUGAGACUGGUGCCCGAGACUGGUGCCCGAGGUCUCCCUUCAGUCCUUUUCUGUUUAUGGUUCUUUCAUGAAAGGGAUGUUGAUCUUUGGAUACUUAAAAUGGAGCAGACUUAAGUAGAUUCAGAAGAUAUGUUUUAUUCAUAUCCUGGAUGCUGGGAUCAUUCUGGUUUCCACCUCUUGCAGAUUCUUUGCAGCUUUGCUUGACUACGAUAUCUUCACAGGCACCAUUAGUGUGACCAGUAUCUAAAGCUUGCUUUAUUCCACAUCAUGGCAGCAUGUAGUUCCCCUUGGAGGAAAUUUCUUUUCUCUUUCAACCUUUCUGUUUUAUUUUGUUAUACCCGCCUUUUUGGUUGCAGUAUCACAAUACCAUCUGACACCAGAAUGCCUACCUGUGUUUAACUGAGUAGUCUUCUGAAAUUUGCAGAGCCCAAGAUGGCUGGUAUCUGUUCAUUGUUCUCCCUUGAAAACAGCCUGUGAUACUAUAAGCCAUGAGGGUUUUUCUGGUUCUGCCCCUGACCACACAGAAUUGUAUGCCCAUUGUGACUGAACUGCCCCAAGUUGAAUUCUCUGGAUCCUAAAGAGCAGGCAGGGCACCUUUUUAUAGCUAGCUUCCCCAGCCACUUUUGGCCAGGCAGCAUGAACACCUUGAUAUGUUUUUAUUCUGGUCCCUUGCCCCUAGGAUGAAGAACCCUUGUAGGAAGCAAAGUAUCCUAUCUCACUGCUACAGUAGUUUACUAGCAGUGCUCCAUGGUUCACUGGAAUAAAACAAGCACUGGUUUCAUUAUACCAUGCUAAGGUGUCACAGCCAAGAAAGAAAGAAAGAGCUUAGGCAAUCCCCUGCCUUGGGUCAAAUUUACAGUAGCUGCAGCUCAUUCCAAGUCAUAGGAUACUUGUGAGAGUGAGUAGGACAUCUUCAAUUUCUUUCUUUGGCUGUGCCUCUAUUUUAACUAAAUGGAAUCAAAGCCUCUAUUAAUUCAGAAUAGGCUCUGGCAGCAGCUUAGCUGAUAGGCCUGACAUGCUCAGAGGAACUCUUCCCACAAUUCUGAUCCUUAAUGUGCUACAACAGCAGCAAAUCAUGACUGAAAGGCACUUUUUGCAUCUUGUGUGAAAGGGGUCUUAAGUAGGCAAGUCCUAAAAUGUAGCAAGGUGAAGCAUACGUUUUCAGCAUGUCAUGUGUCAUAAUUUUAGGGGCUAGAUGAAAGCAAGAACUGAUGUCUGCUCCAGGAAGUCUUUUCGAAAUUGGAGUGUUGAGAUUCAUCUUGGACCAGUACUGGUCUUAAGAAUCUGGGGUUCCAUCAAGGGUUCUUCAUUUCUGCUGUCAAAUAAAUCCCCUCCAUUCUUUUAAGAAUUUCCACCUUGAAAAACAUCACCCGGCUGAAACUGAUGUUGCCUCUUCAGUUCUACCACCCACAGCACCCUUUAGAUCGAGGAAGCAUGAACAACAGGGAGGCAAGUGACUGUCGGUUCUUCAUUACUAAAACAUAAGCAGUUUAUUUCUAGGUUUUGAAAGACAUUGCUCCACCCCACCCACUUUGUUUGGAGCAUGGGUUUGUUUUGUUGUGUAGUUCAGUGAAUAUUCAUUUCUAUCUUUGGAAGAUAAUAAAUUUUUAAGAUAUAA
Molecule: messenger RNA, 3777 nt
Organism: Podarcis muralis (Common wall lizard)
Lineage: Eukaryota; Metazoa; Chordata; Lepidosauria; Squamata; Lacertidae
Product: transmembrane protein 263-like
Source: RefSeq, a predicted model, not a curated record